Molecule: messenger RNA, 1308 nt
Organism: Epithele typhae
Lineage: Eukaryota; Fungi; Basidiomycota; Agaricomycetes; Polyporales; Epitheliaceae
Exons: 7
Coding region: 1-1308 (435 amino acids)
Biological process (GO): conjugation with cellular fusion; Golgi to plasma membrane transport
Cellular component (GO): exomer complex; trans-Golgi network
Molecular function (GO): protein dimerization activity
Source: RefSeq, a predicted model, not a curated record
AUGACGGCCGCCUCGCAGGACAGCUUCAUGUUCACCGUCGGCAAGCUCGAUGCCGGGAUGGCGAUCCUGCUCGGUGAGCGCGCCCACCUCAUCGAAUUCCCGUCCCUGCUCCUCCCCCCGGGCGUCACCACCGGCUCCAUCGUCAACAUCGCCGUCCAGCGCAAUACGACCGAGGAGAAGAAGCGCGAGAACGACUUCUGGGACCUCCAGCACCACAUCCUCGACGCCUUUGGCACCCACACCCCCCAACACCCCAAGCUCGAGCUCCGGAAUGUCACCCAAACCUCCGUCACCCUCGAGUGGCCCCGUCUCCAGCUCGCGACCGCCAAGCUCCGCUCCCUCGACCUCUACCGUGACCGCCAGCGCGUCGCCGCCAUCCCGUCCCCGACGACCAACACCUCCACGAAGGUGUCCGGCCUCCAGCUCGACACCGAGUACACCUUCCAGCUCGUCCUCCGCACCACUGCCGGCCUCUGCCCCUCCAACCAGCUCACCGUCCGCACCCACACCAUGACUGACACCUCCGGCAUUUCCGUCUGCUUCGGCACCGUCGAGGACGAGCUCAUGCUCGAGAACGCCAAAAUCGACACCACCCACUUCGUCUGCACCACCCCCGCCGCGACCCCCACCGGCGCGAACGUGACCAACAGCAUCGCGACCGGCCCUGGCGUCGAAUACCAGAAGGCGCUCCAGCUCAGCAUCCCUGUCGUCCAACCUCAGUGGAUUCUCGCCUGUCACGCCGACAAGAAGAUGAUGCCCAUCCGCCCCUUCUACCUCGGCGAGCACCCAUCCUCUCCUUCCCACUUCCGUCCCCAGUCCAUGUCCCAGGCCACCCUUCCUUCUCCCUCUCAACGGAGCAGCACCUCUUCCCCGACCCAACAGAAGGCCGCGAAUCGCCAGUCCAUGCCUCCCCAGCGCGAACCAGAGACGGGCGAGGACGAGGACGAGGACCAACCGGGCCGGACGCGCAAAGGUACGAUGAGCAAGAACUUCAAGUUCCCUCCCGCAAGCCCUUCUCAACCACCGCCGCCGGUGCCUUCCAUUCCAGACAUCCCUCCCACCAUCUCCGUCACCGACGUCGACGACGCGCCACAAGCCCCGUCGGCCGACGCUCCGCAGACGCCCCCAAAAGUCGAGAGCGGCCACGCUCCGCAGGACUUGGACAGCGACCUGACUCCGGUCGCCGUCGUGACGCCGUCGAGCGUCCAAGUCCCUCCUCCCCCUCCGGUCGACAAAGAGCGUCCGCUCGCCAAUGGCAACGACCUCGACGACGACGUCGGAGAGACGGAAGAGAUUUCCCUCAACUGA